CUUUCACAUUUCCUGACUAUAAGACUUUGCUUCGACUCAGAUUUCCUGGCACUAUCUGGAAUACGAUCGUUUGGACGUUUUCUGUGACUUUAUAUAUUCGGAUUUCAAGGUAAAAUUCACAAGAGCGUCAUUUCCUUGCAAAGUAAGAACAUGUUGAACAAUCAGGUUUUCAGAGUGAGCAGUAUGGCCAGCAUAUCGUCGUUCAAUGACCUGUUUGGAACUGAUCCGUUCCUGUUUGGUGACGAAGACCCACUAGCGAAUGGUCUGGAAAACUCUGCUGACUAUGUGGACAGUCAGUCAUCUCACAUGGAUGUGAAUAAUGGGGUUUGUAGUGCACCAGAGGAAAUGAAGCAGUCACCAGUAUAUGAAGAGUUGUGUGACUUCACAGUUGCGAGUGAUUGUUCAGACAGCACCCUACCACCUGCCUGUGUAGAGAAGAAGCAUAAGGGCAAGAUAAAGCUGAAGGACGAGCAGCUAGAUCUGCAGUGUGGAUGGCGGGACUGUGAUCACCGCACCAGCAAUCUUGACCAAUUUGUGCGCCACGUCAGCUUCCACUUACCGCACCUAGAGGUCAAACUGAAGAAUGAUCAGGAAGGUGUAUAUGUCUGUUUGUGGGAGCAGUGUGGUUUUGAAUGUGCAGACUCCAAUGAGAUAACAAGACACGUCAAUUUCCAUUCAUAUCAUACCAAAUUAAAGUGCAUUGGGUCAAAUAUUUUGGCUCGUUCAGGACUACCAAUUUGCACAUUGCAAGUUGCUGGGAAGAAAGUGGUGCCAGACUUGCCACAUGCAUUUGAAUGCUGCUGGCAAACCUGCGAGGAAACAUUCAGCAGUCCACAGUUCUACUUCAACCAUGUUGACAUGCAUGUCUAUUGCAACCCACGUGGUAGAAAAGUGAAAGGUGUUCCAUGCCAGUGGCGUGGGUGCAUGUCGAAGUCUACCUACCAAUCGGUAUACAAGCUGGCAGACCACAUUAGAAUCCAUACAAAAGAGAAACUUGUGGGUUGUCCAGUAUGUGGUGGGCUCUUUGCAAACAGAACAAAGUUCUCUUACCACUGCAAGCAUCAGGUUCCCUUAGAAUUGCAAGGUCCGUCUGGGGAACUGGUGCAGAAACAGAUAAUUAAGGCACAGAACCGCCACAAAUGCCCCUUCUGUGGCCAGUCUUUCUCGUGUCCAUCAAACCUUUGCGUGCACAUUCGGUACAGGCACCUGGAUAGCAGGCCGUUCAGAUGCAGCUUUUGUGUAUAUAGAGCCAAGACACACUGGGACAUGAAGCGGCACUUGAACAAACACUGCCCUAACCCACUUUACCACUGUGUGGAGGAACAGUGCAAUUUCUCAUGUCGCAGCGCUUAUGGGCUUCGCAGGCAUUAUGAGAAGCACCACCUUGGAUGUGAUCAGCCGCAGUACUGCUGCCACAUAUGUGACAGCCUGUUCCGACGUGGCUCCCUGCUCACGCACCACCUUUAUAUUAAGCACAGCAUCUGCCAGCCGUCAGGCCAGUACAGAUUCAGGUACAAGCAAGAUGAAGAUGGCUUGUUUCGGCUUCUGACAGUGGACACCAGACCCAAGAAAGUGACCCAGAAUGCCAGCCAACCAUUGUGCAGCAAAGAGGAUGACCCCCUGAAACAGAAAGCUGGAGGAGGCGAGGUUAUCGUCUCUAUGAUAGAAUAUGAUGACAAGGAGACCGUUGUGUCCAGUGAAGAUACAGAAACUACCAAAUUAUAUAGCCUGCCCCCAGGAAGUUAUAAACUCCUAGAAGCUUUAAGUUUUAUAGAGUGAACUGUUUAUUCCCCUCUUAUGGUUGUCAUUCUUGUAGUUCUGUACUAGACUGUGUAAUUGAAUGUCAUAGUAAUAAAGAUUUUUUUUCUUUCCAUGCAGCCUUAUUAAUAUCUCACAGUUCUUCUCUAACUUCUGAGUUAUUUUUCUGUAUCUGAAUCAGUUCGUAUUUCGCCAGAUCAUUUAUUGUCUUAUAAUCUGUGCUUUAUUCAUGUCUUCAUUUCCAUAAAUGUUUAUCAGUAUGUUAAUGCCUGUGGAUAUUCAUCAGUUUUACUGACAAAUUACUCCUAAUUCUCUGUAUUCUGCCUCUUUGGUAAAGAAACAAGAUGUUACUUUAUGAUUUUACAGAGUAAAAGCAUGAAGAGCAGCUUGUGUUUUAUACCCCUUAUACACAGUAUUACAGAAGUAGAGCUCAGACCCUAAUGAAGACCAAAUAAUCCAUUUCAGGUUUCUGUGUUGAGAGUGUAGGAAUGUUAUAUUGAGAUAUAAAACUUUGUGAACACUGGGUGAUAUACAUGUAUACCCCGUGUGUAAAAUGUGGCUUGUGUAUCCCAAAUUACUAUUAUUAUUUCUAAUGGCCUGUUUUUUGUACCUAGUGUGGAAUAUUAUUACAUAUUACAGAUGCACCAGACCCACAACAGGUGCAAGGAAAAGUAACCUAUAAAAGAUUUUAUAAGCAUUUUAAAUUACUCAUAAAAUGCAGAAUACAACCGAGUAAGAACAGAGCAGCAGUUUUCAUCUACAAUCUUAUAUACCUGAUGAUGGUCAUUUAGGCCUAAACAUGUAGUGUAAAAUAAAUAAUAAGAAGACACAAAGCUCAUUGAAAUGUAAAUUCAAUAUAUGGAUGGAACUGCACAGAGAUGAAGUGAGAAUCCUAAAAUUGGAAUUUAUAACUAUAUGUUUUUUGCAUCCUGAGGUUGAAAUAUUAAUGCAACCUUGCCAAUAAACACACUAAAGAUAUAGUUGCUUCAGUUUGUGUAACAAUAAAAAUAAUUCCAAUGAGGCAUUAAACUCACACCUCAGAACUCAAAUGCAGUCUGUACCAGUGAACUGUUUAUCUGCAUGCAGGCUGCUAAAUGUUCAAUGAUUACAUCCAGUUUCUCAGUUAAAUAGUAUUCUAAUGCUAUUUACCUACAGGAGAUCAGUAGAAUUUCCAUGAACUAACAGUUGGAAAAUUCAUAUACAACAAUUAUACAAAUCUGUUUGGACUGAAAAACACUUCUGGCUUUGAAAAUACAAGCAGAAACCCAUGCCAGAACAAAACAAUGAGGGAUAGGGAAGAGCAGGUAUGAAGGAAGGCAAAACAGCAAAGUCUCGUAUGACAAAAUAUAAGGAAAAUAAAACUAAAAACAUCUGCCGCAUAUACAUGAUGAAGGCAACAUUGUUUUCAGAGGAAUUAUACAGAAUGGAGAACCAAAAGUAUACGAACACUAAUAACUAUAAUAUACAUGCUGUGGAUGAUUGAUAUGUCAUCACAGAACCCUGGAAACACCUUGUUUUUUUGUGUCAUUUAAUGAUGCUGUCAACAUGUAGAAAACAGCUUCAGAUGGUAGGGUGACA
Molecule: messenger RNA, 3336 nt
Organism: Cryptotermes secundus
Lineage: Eukaryota; Metazoa; Arthropoda; Insecta; Blattodea; Kalotermitidae
Product: histone H4 transcription factor
Exons: 9
Coding region: 151-1779 (542 amino acids)
Cellular component (GO): nucleus
Source: RefSeq, a predicted model, not a curated record